Molecule: messenger RNA, 2615 nt
Organism: Thelazia callipaeda (thelaziosis nematode)
Lineage: Eukaryota; Metazoa; Nematoda; Chromadorea; Rhabditida; Thelaziidae
Source: the annotation of a GenBank genome assembly
AUGGAUGACAAAGCAGUGGAUGAUAAUUUGCAACGAUUACUUCAAGCAUCACGAAUUCGUACUUUGAUGCGUGCAUUGUCUCCUUCCAUAGCAAGGGCAGCCGUGGAAUAUCAAAGUGAUCCAACAAGAUUAAAUUCUUUACUAGAUGUCUUGCAACCGGUUUGCCAAUGUUUGGGAAAUAUUGUAUUGGAAGCAUUAUCAUUAGCAGAUAACGGUAACGUCUGCAUUCUUAGAGAUGCUAUCAGUGGCCGAAGCGUAUAUGAGGUACCUUUUUUAUUCCUUCAUGUUCAUAAAUUGAAUAUAGGUAUGCGUGCUUUAUUUGUGGCCGAGAAAAAUGAUGCUGCUAAGGGCAUAGCUGCAAUUUUGUCGCGUGGUACAUCAACGCGACGUGAUAGUCGGAGUCGUUUUAACAAAAUUUAUCAAUUCGUCGCAAAUAUAGGUCAAAAUAACAAUUGUUAUGUCGCGAUGACAAGUGUUUCGGGCCAUUUGCUUCAGCACGAUUUUCCACCAUCAUUCAAAAAUUGGACUGAAACUCCUUUUAAAGUGCUGUUUGAUGCACCGAUUCAGAAAAAUGUUAUUCCGGGAAUGGAGGGUGUCAGGACCACUUUAAUUGAAGAAGUUCGACAUUGCGAUUUACUUGUUAUUUGGACUGAUUGUGAUCGAGAAGGUGAAGCUAUAGGAGCUGAAGUGGUUAGCGUUUGUACGCAGGUCAAACGUGAUUUGGAUGUUUAUCGAGCUCGGUUUUCCGAAAUUACAGCUGCAGCUGUUAAUCGAGCAUUAAAUAAUUUAGUUAGAUUAGAUUAUCGUUUGGUGGAUGCAGUUGAAUGUCGUUCAGAACUAGAUUUGCGAAUUGGUGCCGCUUUUACAAGGUUGCAAACACUUCACUUAAGGAAUAACUUUGCUAAUAUAUUCCGAGAUAAAAAUAUCAUCAGUUAUGGUUCAUGUCAGUUUCCAACUUUGGGAUUUAUUGUGGAACGUUAUCAAGCCAUAAAAGAAUUCAUUCCGGAAAAAUUCUGGAAGCUUUCUAUGAAUCAUAAAAGGAACGAUGUUUUAGUUGAAUUUUUUUGGAAUCGUCAGCGACUUUUCGAUCGUGAUGUUGUAGAAAUACUAUUGGAAGAUUGUGAGGAAACAGGAGAAGCUCGUGUUUUGUCUGUGGUAAAGAAACCGAAAAGUAAAUGGAGACCAGUUCCCCUUGACACUGUAGAAUUGGAAAAGCUGGCUGUCAGAAAGUUAAAGCUCAGUGCCAAGGAAGCAAUGGUGACUGCAGAAAAAUUGUAUAACAAAGGUUUCAUAUCAUAUCCACGAACAGAAACAAACAAAUUUCCAAAAGACAUGAAUUUGAUGCUUUUUGUCGAGCAGCAAACGGUUAGCGCAGAAUGGGGGGAUUUCUCGCAGAAGAUCGCUGCUCGUGGACCAGAUCCUAGAAAUGGUUCAAAAUCAGAUGAAGCGCAUCCACCAAUUCAUCCAUUAAAAUUUGCCACACCUAAUGAGUUGAUUGGAUUAGAAUGGUCAUUGUACGAGUUUAUCGUUCGGCACUUUCUUGCGUGUAUUUCUUUUGAUGCAAAAGGACAAGAAACCAAAGUGCGUUUGGGAAAUGAGAAUUUUACUGCAUCAGGUCUUGUGGUUGAAGAUUAUGGAUAUCUAGCUGUUUAUAAAUACGAGACUUGGAGUGACAAAGUUUUACCUCCUUAUUAUGAAAACGAAAUAAUAACUGAUUUUGAGCUACGGAUGACUGAGGGACAAACUCAGCCACCUUUGCUGCUCAAUGAAGCUGAUUUAAUUGCACUGAUGGAUAAAUACGGUAUUGGAACAGAUGCAACGCAUGCAGAACAUAUCGAGACCAUUAAAACACGUCAAUACGCUGCUCUGAAUGAUGACGGGCGAUUUAUUCCUGGUUAUAUUGGAUUGGCAUUAGUUGAUGGCUAUGAUCAAAUGGGUUAUGCAAUGAGUAAACCUCAUAUGCGGGCAGAUCUUGAAUCAAAACUGAAACUUAUAUGCCUAGGGCAAAACAACAAAAAAGAUGUUCUAAGGGAACAGAUAACUAAAUAUCGAGCAAUUUUUGAGCAAGCAGAAGUGAAAAUUCAGAUGUUAUCAAAUGCAUUACGCAAGUACUUAAAUCAGUGUCGGAAUGUUCUAUCAGCAGAUAACAAGCUAGGAAGUAUUGUGCAAGUACAAACUAAAUGGGCAAGAACGAGUAGUAAUUCAGUUGUGCCAAGAAAUAGUGCACCGACAAGGCGUGGUAGAAGUGGUAGGUCGGAAAAUCGUGACGCUAAUCUAACAUCUACGGUAAUUAGCAAUAGUGAGCAAGUGGCAACAACAAAUACGAGUGAUAUUGAGCUUCUUUCAACACUUUCAAUAUUGCAUUCGAAUGCACGAAGUCGAGGGAGAACAACGAAUACUACUACUAAUAGUGAUGCUGAUAGAGGUGAAAAUCAAAAUCCUGCCGGACAAGGACGGCAGUGUCGCUGUAAGAAAGCAGCGAAACGCCUGAUCGUUAAAAAAGAGGGUCCAAAUCAUGGACGGGCUUUCUGGACUUGUUCAAAAGAUAGAAACGAUCCCAGCAAAUGCAAAUUCUUCGAGUGGGAAGGAUCUAGAAACCACGAAGCAGCAUAAUA